CCGAAUACCAUCCCGCUGCUUCCCAAUGUGUCUUGUCAUCUCGUUGUCGAUUCUGUCGGCUGGAAAUCGCGAGCAAUGAUAAUGCCACGUAACGUGAUGAAGAUGCGUGGAGAGAAAUCAGAACAAGACACGGAAACUGCGCGGAGGAGGUUCUACAGAGGACAUCGCUCGGACUCCUUCUAUCCUGAAGACUUGAAUGAGCUUCUUGAACUCCGUGCUCGCCAGAGGACAUUUGAUGGUGCAUAUGCACGAGGCGCAUUGAGCGACCUUGGCUACGCCUUGACAAUCCUACGACUAUUUGAUGAUCGGUUCGCACGAAUCGGGCUUGUCUACUGCAUCCUCGCAGCCCUUCUCUUUGUUAUUGCAUACUUCCGACACCGACAGUCACGGCAUGACUUUGCCGACAAACAUCAGGGGCGGACGUGGGAGCAUGCAAAGCCCACCGUUGGGCAAAGCGGGAAACGGGUUUUCGGACGGCCGUUCAUCACAGCAGGCUGGACAGUCGUUUCAGUGACGAUUGUCGUCGCUCUCGUGGAGAUAGCUCUAGUUGUGCUGAUUCUUACUAUGGAUCUGUCGGUGUUAUCGUCAGAAGCAGGUUUUGGUGCAACAAAUAGUACCGAUGCUAUUAUGUCAACAGCGCGAUGACCGAAACGCUACUUCUAAACCUCGAAAUCAUGAAUGGGAACUUGAAGAUGGCAUAUGCCGCCUUCCACCGAUGGACUGUUGGCAACAUAGUUGUUGCAUUCGCACCUCAUGUAUACUUGAUACUCGUCUCUCGCUCUACCCAUCACCCCCUGUGUAUAAUUCUCGAUACCUCGGAGGAUUCUCUGUCCCAGUCCAAUCUAUAUGCGGCCUGUGUGGACCGUGUUGAUACACCC
Laetiporus sulphureus 93-53 is the source of this 878-nucleotide messenger RNA. RefSeq lists its product as uncharacterized. NCBI's taxonomy places the organism in Eukaryota, Fungi, Basidiomycota, Agaricomycetes, Polyporales, Laetiporaceae. The record is from RefSeq and is a predicted model, not a curated record. Bases 76 to 645 code for a protein of 189 amino acids. The transcript has 5 exons.